This is a messenger RNA of Schizophyllum commune H4-8, 1683 nucleotides long. RefSeq lists its product as uncharacterized. Lineage: Eukaryota; Fungi; Basidiomycota; Agaricomycetes; Agaricales; Schizophyllaceae. Bases 40 to 1614 code for a protein of 524 amino acids. The transcript is spliced from 2 exons. The record is from RefSeq and is a predicted model, not a curated record.
CUUCAAAGGACUGAUUCGGGGUCAUCUAGAAAGAAAGGCAUGCGCGUCUUAGCAACUCGUCUCUGCGCGCAGUGCGGGAACACGUUAACCUGCACUUACCCUCCGGCACCAAGUAUCGAUCUCCUACGCGCUGGCCAUGUUCCCUCUCCAAACGAGCACAGCGAAAUUCGUCAGGAUAUAUCAGCACUGGGCGCAUCUCUGGCCGCCAUCGAUGCCGAAUUGUCGUCCAUCAAGGCGCGCCUUGCCACCCUCGAGCAUCAUCGUAUUCAGCUCGCCGAAAGCAAAUGUCGUAAACAAGCACUGAUUGCUCCCAUCAACCGCCUUCCGAUUGAGCUACUCGAGCUCAUCAUACACGCUGCCCUGCCACCGACAUGGACGACCGCCAGCAUCGGUACCACACGUUUCCCGCUCCUGGAGACAUGUUACCGAUUUCGGCGCACGGCACUCGGCAUGCCUGAGCUAUGGUGCAAGAUAAUCGUAGGGGACAUGAUUGUCGACGAGCGCUUCUGCGCGAUCGCACAGCUAUACAUGGACCGCGCAGGGAGUCGUCCCGUGGACGCCUUGUACGUCCCGGAAUUCACCCGUGGGGAGGCCGUAUUCGACCAAUGGAUUAUCUCUCACAUGGGUCGUCUUCGCAACAUCAGAUGGCUCGUUGACACGCAUGCUCUGCCUGUGACUCGCCUAUCCGCGCCGUUUUUGGAGAGUGCCACGUUUAUGGCUCAUCGGGACAUUUCGCUCCAUCCCGUCCUCACCAUCGUGGACGCCCCUCGCUUAUCCAAGGUGACCAUACACAACUUUGAGACCCCUUUAGUAUUGGAUAUUCCAUGGGCGCAACUCGAGAGCUUAGUCGUUCAGAACACCACACUGCGUCUCGAAAACAUGCAUACGAUCUUGUCUUGCGCGUCUCUCACGACACUGGAGGUCCGUGUCUCCACGGCUGCCAGCGAGCUGCCACACGGCGAAGGAUCCACCCAAUUUCCCGUCAUCACGAUGAAUGCCUUGCGCUCGUUGAAGCUCGCGGAAUGUGGCCUUUCUCUCAGCGCGAUCAUCUGCGCACCCAAUCUACACGAGCUGGAAAUGUGGGAGAACACCUGGUGCUUGGUCGAAGUCCCAGGCAUCUUCGCGCGCUUCACAUCGCCCGUGCGCACGAUGCUCGAACGCAGCCCGCCCCGCCUGCACACAUUGACCCUCCACGGCUUUCCGUGUUGCAAAGACGACGACGACUUGAACGACAUCUUGUCUAUCUUGCGCCUUGUGCCCCAUGUCAGGCGCCUGAAGCUCGGGUACGACGCCCCAGACGCGUACGAUAUACCCUUCCUUCAUCGGCUCAGCCGCCGCCAGGAUCAGCCCUUCCAUCUUCCUGACCUGGAACACAUCGCCCUCGAUUACUACGGCGCCGACUUUGUCCUCUGUCCCGGUUUCGAGGACGCGUUGAGGGAGCUGGCGCUUUCGCGCUGGGGUGUAGGCAAUGAGAAGCCUACGGAGCGCAUGUCUCUUCACUCGCGUACCUGCAAGCGCGUUAGGGAGUGCUGCUGCGAGGUUCUGGAUGAAUGGGUAACGAAGAUGAAGGUGGAGGGAAUUAUUUUCAAUAAGCUACCGUGUGGGCUCUGCUGACAAUUUAUUCAUACUCGCUAUUCCCUUGGACCUCUUGACUUUCGCCCGCAGAGCUCAACUACUUCGAUC